AUGCAUAAAUUAGGAGAAAAGGCAUUGGAGAUUUUAAACUCAAAAUUCAAACUGAGCGAGGAACAUGAAAUCGCUGUAUUUCUUUGGCCCAAGUUCAAAAUGCUGAAAAUGUUUUUCCAAGACUCUGGUGACCGUUCUCGGAUAAUAAAUAAUAUUGAAAAAAAGCUUUUAGAGAUGGAAACUAGAGACCAAGAAUUAAAUAUCAAUACCAUUAUACCAAGUAACUUUGAUGACUCAAACAGACCAUCAUCAUCAUCAUCCAUGUUUUCCGAAUGGGAAGACAGUCUAAGAGAUCAUGAUCUUCCACAGUACAAGUUUAAAAAAGAGUUGGAAGAUUAUAGAGAAGAAAUUUUUGAUGUUGGUGAUGAUCACAUUUUAGAUUUCUGGUCAAAAAAAAUGUCAAGAUAUCCAUAUUUAUCAAAACUGGCAAGACAGAUACUAGCUACACCAGCUUCUAGUGCAAGUAGUGAAAGAUCUUUCAGUAUAGCUGGUAGAGUGAUCGAAGAGCGUAGUAGUUGUCUGGACGGAUCAACAGUUGAUGCCAUAUUGUUUUUGAACAGUUUUCACUCUCAAAAGUAA
This is a messenger RNA of Macrosiphum euphorbiae (potato aphid), 579 nucleotides long. Lineage: Eukaryota; Metazoa; Arthropoda; Insecta; Hemiptera; Aphididae. The record is from the annotation of a GenBank genome assembly.